Camellia sinensis is the source of this 1377-nucleotide messenger RNA. NCBI's taxonomy places the organism in Eukaryota, Viridiplantae, Streptophyta, Magnoliopsida, Ericales, Theaceae. The record is from RefSeq and is a predicted model, not a curated record.
AAACUCGACUCCAAUUCCGUUUCUUGUCACUACAUCAAGGCCGGUCUCCGACUCGUUCAGUCCGAUUAUCUUCGAACCACCAACAAUUUUCUUUCUCCGAUUGACUCCGCCGAGUCUUGUUGGGUUUCGUACCAAACCCUAAUCAACGAUUUCUUUCCCAAUUUCAAUGAUAUUCUGAAAAUCUGCGGUUUUCAGACCUCCUGGAUUGCCGAGGAUUGUAUGAACAUCACUACUCAUGAUGAAUUCGAAGGCAAUGACUCGAAAUCGGCGUUAGACGUUGCCAUAAAGGCGUGUAAUCAAUCUCUUGGUAACGGUUCGCCGUGCGCUUCUUGCACCACCAGUCUCUCAAGCCUCCAGCCUUCGAAUUUGAACGGCCGAUCAAUUGGAAACCUCUCCGAUUGCACGGCGUACCCUUCGAUUUAUGCCGCGGCGUUUAUCAAUCGUUUCGGCCCAAUCGAUGAAGGUACUGCCAACUGUAUAUGUGGUUUUGAUUUUUCUGAUUUGAGCAAUUUGAAUGGUAGAGUUAGAACAAUUGUGAUUUGUGUAGUUGUGAUAGGUUGUGGGUUUGUUUUGUUUCUGGAUUGUGGUGGGUUUUGGAUUUUACGGCGAAAAUGCGAGAAAAUUAGGGAGAGAAGUAAGGUUGAUCAUGAGAGAGAAACUAAUUUAGCUUUUGGAAUGAAUUCAAUCAAUGAAAGUACUACUUUAGUUAGGUACACAUUUGAUGAAAUUAGGAAAGCAACAAAGAAUUUCUAUAGGUUGAACAUAAUUGGGAGAGGUGGGUAUGGGAAUGUAUACAAAGGGGUAUUGUCGGAUGGCUCUGAAGUUGCGUUAAAGCGGUUCAAGAAUUGCUCGGUGGGAGGCGAUGCGGUUUUCGCCCACAAGGUUGAGGUCAUUGCGAGCGUUCGACACGUGAAUCUCGUGGCUUUGAGAGGGUAUUAUACUGUUACUACUCCUCUAGAAGGCCACCGGAGGAUACUUGUGUGUGAUUUGAUGAGGAAUGGUAGUCUUCAUGACCACCUAUUCGGAUUUGAGGAGACAUUUUUGAAGAUUUAUGAUUGUCGAAGGUGCAAAGAUGGAGCAAAUUCUAGCAAGAAACUGGCACAAGCCAACAUAACCGACGAUUACAACCUUUCUGAGGGAUUGGCAGACAUCAACCUUUCUGCAGUAGUCUCUGAGGCUAACUUGGUAGGCAACCCUAAAGAAUGGUUUAGGCUAGUAUUUGAAUUUGAAAAUUUUCUACUCAUUAAGGCUGUGAUGUAUGUAGGCUGUGGGUAUAUGACUAAUGGGCUUUUUAAGCUCAAUGUGUUAACUGUUGUACCAACUAUUGCUUCUAAUAAUAAGAACUCAUCUUUUGCUUAUAUUGUUGAUUUUUCUUAG